GAGUGAGUGUUUCACAGGAUCCAGGCCUAGUACUGUUGCCGCUGGGACUCUCCUCAUCCGCUCUCAAAAAACUGGAAAUUGGCGCAUUUAAAGGCGUCAAUGAGCGGGUCGAGGGUCACGUUCGCGGUGACCGACACCGGAAUGGGAGGAACCAUGCCAGCAUGAGCGGGCCUUACUCGGGCCCUCACCAGUCCAGCUGCCCUUUGACCCCAGGCCGUGACCUCUCCAGACACCAUGACCACCGCAUCGGCCUAACCAUGUCUGCCGCUGCCUCCUCCCUCAAGCAUGUGUACGGGUUCACGCAGAGGGACCACUCCUCCUCCACCUCCUCCUCCUCUUCGUCCUCCUACAGUCCUCUCAGGAGGCUGCAGCACCUCACCUCCAUGGUGAGCCAGCCGGACCUGGUCCUGCCGGCAAGGGAGACGGAGAGGAGCUGGGAGUGGGGGGUGAGUAAGAAGGAGAGGGACUCCUGGGGUGACGGUGGCGAUUAUUCCGGCUCCCAGAACGCCAGCCGGGAGGAGAGCUUCGGUAAACCCUCGAAACAACCUGCGGUCCAAACCGGAAACAGAGACGCGCCGGCAGCCAAUCAACCCGAGAAAAAGACAGAAGCUUGUUUCUCGGCCCCACUGAGUCCGGCCUUCUCCCUGGACAGCAACAGUCCCUUCGCCAACGGCUUCCUUCACUUUGAAUCCUCUUUGUUUGGGGAUGAUGAGGAAGAGCGGGAGGCUGCGUCGCCUCAACGUGAGAGGGCGGGCAGUUUGGUUCUUCAUCCUGCUCCCGGAGACUCCAAGGAUGCUGCGCUGGCGUCGGCCAAGGUGGUCACCCGGUCCCAGUCCUCAGGGCAGCGCCGGAGGUACUGGGACGGCUCAGACGACGAGUGGGAGAGCGACACUGAGCUGUUCCUGCUCGGGGACAGUCCCUCGAGGCAUUCAAUGGGCGAUCCGUCCAGUUUGGAUCACAGUUUCUCCUCCGUGAAGGACGACCUGUCGCUGUGUGACGACCCGCUUUUACCCUCCAGGAAGAUCAUAGGUGAUCGAGGAGGCCCCGCCUCCAUGAAGGAGAACAUCUGUCAGGUGUGUGAGAAGACAGGUGAGCUGCUGCUCUGUGAGGGUCAGUGCUGUGGAGCUUUCCAUCUGCCCUGCAUCUCUCUGGCCGAGGCCCCGAAAGGGAAGUUUGUCUGUCCGGAGUGCAAAUCGGGCGUCCACACGUGCUUCGUCUGUAAGAAGCGCAGCGAGGACGUGCGGCGCUGUAUGAUUCCCGUCUGUGGGAAGUUUUACCACGGCGAGUGCAUCGCCAACUUCGCCCCGACCGCGCCGGUGAACCGAGGCUUCCGCUGCUCAAUCCACGUCUGUCUCACCUGCUUCAUCGCCAACCCGAGCAGCCCGUCCGUCUCUAAAGGUCGUCUGGUUCGGUGCGUUCGCUGCCCCGUGGCCUAUCACGCCACUGACCUCUGCAUGGCAGCGGGCUGCGUCGUCCUCUCCAACAACAGCAUCGUGUGUCCGAACCACUUCACCCCCCGCCGCGGCGUCAAGAACCACGAACACGUCAACGUCAGCUGGUGCUUCGUCUGCACCGAAGGGGGCAGUCUGCUGUGCUGUGAGUCCUGUCCUGCUGCCUUCCACCGGGAGUGUCUGAACAUGGAAAUGCCAAAAGGCAGCUGGUACUGCAACGACUGCAAGGCCGGGAAGAAACCUCGCUACAAGGACAUCCUGUGGGUGAAGGUUGGCCGGUACAGAUGGUGGCCGGCGGAGGUCAGUCAUCCCAAAACGAUCCCGGAGAACAUCCAGCGGAUGAGGCACGAUGUCGGGGAGUUUCCCGUUCACUUCUUUGGCUCCAACGACUACCUGUGGACCUACCAGGCCCGGGUCUUCCCUUAUAUGGACGUGGACGCCAACAGCAAAGAGAAGAUGGGGAAAGGUGUCGAUGCCACCUACAAGAAAGCUCUGGAGGAGGCGGCUGUUCGGUUUCGUGAGCUUCAGGCGGAAAAAGAGCUUCGACAGCUUCAAGAGGACAGAAAGAACGACAGGAAACCUCCUCCCUACAAACACAUAAAGGUGAAUCGACCAAUAGGGAAGGUUCAGAUCUUCACGGCCGACCUGUCGGAGAUCCCGCGCUGCAACUGUAAGGCGACAGACGAGAGUCCGUGUGGGACGGACUCCGAGUGCAUCAACCGGAUGCUGCUGUACGAAUGUCACCCACAGGUUUGCCCGGCGGGCGAUCGCUGCCUCAACCAGGCGUUCACUAAGCGUCAGUACAGUCAGGUGGAAAUCUUCAGGACGCUGUCUCGAGGCUGGGGACUCCGCUGUGUCCACGACAUCAAGAAGGGUCAGUUUGUGAGCGAGUACGUUGGGGAGGUGAUCGACGAGGAGGAGUGCAGGUCGAGGAUCCGACACGCUCAGGAGAACGACAUCUGUAACUUCUACAUGUUGACUCUGGACAAGGAUCGGAUCAUCGACGCCGGGCCGAAGGGGAACGAGGCCCGCUUCAUGAACCACUGCUGUCAGCCCAACUGUGAGACGCAGAAGUGGACGGUGAGCGGCGACACUCGGGUCGGGCUGUUCGCUCUGGUGGACGUCGCUGCAGGCACCGAGCUCACCUUCAACUACAACCUGGAGUGUUUGGGCAACGGGAAGACGGUUUGUAAAUGCGGAGCGCCGAACUGCAGUGGCUUCCUGGGCGUCAGGCCGAAGAACAAUCCUCCGUCUGACGACAAAGGCCGCAAGCUGAAGAGGAGGGGCCACGGCAAGAGGAAGAACAAGGUGGUGGUGACCAAAGAGCGAGAGGACGAGUGCUUCAGCUGCGGAGACGGCGGGCAGAUGGUUUCCUGUAAGAAACCCGGCUGCCCCAAAGUUUACCACGCCGACUGCCUCAACCUCACCAAGAGGCCCGCAGGUCGUUGGGAAUGUCCGUGGCACCAGUGCGAUAUUUGCGGUAAAGACGCGGCGUCCUUCUGCGAGAUGUGCCCCAGUUCCUACUGCAACCAGCACCGCGACGGCCUGCUCUUCAUCUCCAAGCUGGACGGAAAGCUGUGCUGCAGCGAGCACGACCCCUGUGGCCCCGAACCGCUGGAGCCGGGGGAGAUCCGGGAGUACGCGCCCGAACCCAGAUCCCUCCCCUCGGGUCUGGGCAUGGCCGUCAUCCCGUCCGCCGCCUCUAACGCCGCCGCCGGCGUGACCCCGAGCACCAGGAGGGUCCAGGAGAUCAGCGCCGGCUCCGAGUCACUUUCUGCUUUUUCCAUCCCGGUGCCCAUCACUAUUCCCGUCGCCGCGCCCGCCGCCUCGCCACCGCUGAACGACAGCUCGGACGCUCCCAGCAGCCCGCACGUAUUUGACCUCCCGCACUACUCGCCCAUCUCGUCGUACGAGGAGGAGAGGGAUGAAGAGGAGGAGGAGGAGGAGGAAGAGGAGGAGGAUGAGGAGCUGGCAGAAGUGGAGGAGGAGGAGUCAGCGGAGGAGGGCGAGGUCGGGAGGCAGAAAUCAGACCCUCAGGAAGAGGAUGGGGAGGUGAUGGAGGAAGAGGGGGAGGAGUAUUUAGACGACGACGACGAUGAAGAGGAGGAGGAGGAGGAAGAGGAGGAGGAGGAGGAGUGACGCACAGUGACUUGGAGGAGUCACUACGGAGAGGAGGCAUUACACAAGCAGCCCAGUCUGUCACUGUUUGUAACGAGCAGCUGGAUGUACGGAGGAACUUACAGGACAAAACUAAAUCAACACGUAAAUAAAUUCUCUCCAUAAAAGAAUAAAAACAAACUGUAGAAUCUCAUAAAUCUUUUUAUUUAGUAUUCAUUUAGUUUUGUCCUCGCAAUCGCUAUUAAAAAAAAACGAAACCUUUUCCUGGAUUUCCUCGGUCCACGCUGUCGGGAAACGGUUCAGUGACUUUGCACACACUGGCGCUGACUGCACCUUCACCUGAGAGGAAACAAAGACGCAUAUUUCACUCCGACUUUCACUUGUUUUCUCCACAUUUUGACUGAUUUCACCUGCUGGUUCUGUUGGUUUUUAUUUUCUUUCUGUAGUAUUUAAGGUGUCACGUGUGUCAGUAGUUGGAGGCGGUCGUUGUGUCGGCAGCAUCGCGGAGCCGGUGUGUUUCACGCUGGAGAGAGGACGGCACUGUAGCUUCCUGCCGAAGGUACGACGAACUCUUCGGCAGUCACGUGAAAGUUUAUCUGUGAAUGAACCAACCAGCCUCAACUGGAGCCUCCCUAAGCCCCGCCCCCUCUGCUCUGCCUCCUCUCCUGUCCUUAGAUAUGCUUUAUGCUAAGCUAAUCUAUGUUGAAAGACAACCACAUUUUGAAGAUGGUAUUUAUUAUCUUUUAACCAUGUUCAACGUAGCUUAGCGUAGCACACAGCAUCUCUUAUCUUCCGAAAGGGGCGGGACUAAAAGGAAGCGUUUUAUUUGUGCUUUUUGGGUUGGUGGACUUUUGUUUACGUCUUUCAGGAGUUUCAGUAGGAUAAAUUCGGUUUGUUGUGGACGCCGUCGCUUCCGUUGAUGCUCCAGAUCUUCUCCACUUCCUCAGAUCAGUUAGAUGCUGUUUGAUCAUGUGAUCGGCCGCCUGGCGUGGCCUCGUAGUUCUGGACUGAAGCUGCCAGCAGCCAGUAUUGGAAAAGACACUUUAUCUAAAUUUAAUGCCAAAAAAAAAAAACAGGAUUUAAAAUGGACAUUCAGCGUUGGACUGUUCCUCCACGCCAUCGAACGCUGGGAACGCCUCGCCCUGAUGAUUGCUGGCGGUCUGUAGGUUUGCUCCAGUGUGUACGCUGUGCUCUGUAGUCGUUAUUUAUAAACCGUUCUGUGACGCACAAACGAUGGCGAGGGAGCUCCUCGUUCCCUCCUCGUCUCUCACUCUCUGCCGGAGGGAGAAACUAAAGUCUUCAGAUUGGACGCGAGACGCUUGAAACGACGGCCAUGAUGCUUUGCACUCGCAGUUAUGUGUUCUUGCCACACGUGUUUCGCUCUGUCUUCAAGCUUAAUAUUGUCUGUGUGUGAUCUGCCAAUGCCUUAGAGUGUAUUUCUUUGGAGAUAUUUUUAAGGAAUGGUUGGAGAAGUGUCCCUACUAAUGCCUUUUUACAGUUGCCCUACAAGCAAUGUUUCAUUCCAGUGUAAUUAUGACCUGUUAGAUCUCAACCGUUCACCUGUUAAAACAACUGCUAUAUAAAUAUAUAAGAAAAAGAAGUUAUGAAAUAAGCUUUGUGCCGGCCUCGUUCUUUAUUUAUUCAUUUAUUUACUGGUCAGAUAUUAAGUUACAGAGAAAACAGUGAGUUAAAAAUUAAAGCCAUGAUACUGUUUGUGAGAUUGUGAUCAAUAAUAUGAGAUAAAACGUCAGAAUUGUGCUCUUUUAUCUUAUAAUUUAAACUUUUCAUUAUAAUUUUUUUCUUUUAUCUCACAAUUAUUUACCUUUUUUUGACCUUUUAUCCCAUAAUUGUGACUUUUUAUAAUGUUAUCAUCAAUCAUGGUAUGGUUGAUCGGUGUAUAUGAAUGUUUUAUUUAUCAUAGCAUCUUUAAAUCAUAUUAGAUAUUUAAAACCUUAUCAUUUAUGGCUGUAAAUUCAUUUAAUUAAAUAAAAUCACAUAAUUAAACAUUGCAGGAAGAUCUAGUGAGCAAAUGUAAUUAUUUAACCACCAAAGUGCUUUAAAACAUAUCAGAAAAGGCUAAUUAGCCUCACUGGAUCUAGUUAAUAAAAAUAAACAAUGUUAUAACUUGUUACACAUUUAGUUUAGCAUAUGUAGAAAACACGAGACAUGUUUCAGAUUAUCAGAAAGUCUGAGCAGUGAGCCAAAUGCUUAUUAUCCUCACUGGAUAAGUGGUUGCUGAAUGCUAACAAAGUAAUAUUUGUUUUAUCUUGGUUGAUUUUAAUGUCCUGUACGGUUGUGAAUGCUCUUUUUAUUUCAUUAUUUUUUAUCAUUUUUAAUUAUAAUUAAUUAAUUGUUUUAUUAACGUUUACAUGUAUACCAAAAAUAUAACUUUUAAUUAACUAUUUGUUGGAUUUUUACCUU
Molecule: messenger RNA, 5990 nt
Organism: Morone saxatilis (striped sea-bass)
Lineage: Eukaryota; Metazoa; Chordata; Actinopteri; Moronidae
Gene: nsd1b
Product: nuclear receptor binding SET domain protein 1b
Biological process (GO): regulation of DNA-templated transcription
Cellular component (GO): nucleus; chromatin
Molecular function (GO): protein binding; histone H3K36 methyltransferase activity
Source: RefSeq, a predicted model, not a curated record